Drosophila hydei is the source of this 1335-nucleotide messenger RNA. It is a transcript of the gene mRF1, whose product is annotated as peptide chain release factor 1-like, mitochondrial. Gene Ontology annotation, biological process: translational termination. The record is from RefSeq and is a predicted model, not a curated record. The transcript has a single exon. Lineage: Eukaryota; Metazoa; Arthropoda; Insecta; Diptera; Drosophilidae. Gene Ontology annotation, molecular function: translation release factor activity. The coding region runs from base 119 to 1300 and encodes 393 amino acids.
AAACGACUAUGUACUCACUUACAAGCUCUCACUGCUAUGCAACAUAUCAGCAAGCAGGUCUUGGGCUAAACAGUUAUUUAACCAAAAAUAGAAUUAUUAUUAUUUGUUUAAAAUAAUCAUGCUUCGGAAAUUGUUGAGAGUGCGCUGUGAGUAUCUAGUGCGUCGAUGGGCUAGCACAGAUCCGCUGAGUUUUCAUAAUGAGAAGCUGCAAACAUAUUUGGAAUCACUGCGUCAAGAAUAUUAUGCGCUGCGCGUUAAUGCAGCCGGCAACAGCAACCUCUAUGCACGUCUGUCACGUCUGGAUCCUGUUGUCAAUAGCCUCGAAAAGCAUAGAGCCAUGCAGCGCAAUAUAACAUCAGAGAAAGACUUGGCAGCUGAGAAGGACGAGGAUAUGCGAGCGCUAAUGGAAGAGGAAAAUAGUGUUUACGCAGAUCUGUUGCGCAAACAGGAGGAGGCAAUGCUGCACGAGCUGCUCGCACUGUCUGACGAUGAAGAUUAUCCGGCGCUGAUAUUUGAGGUGAACGCUGGUGCCGGCGGGCAGGAGGCCAUGCUGUUUGCUCAGGAACUAUAUGACAUGUACACCAGCUACUUCGAGCACAUGGGCUGGGAGUAUGAAGAGUUUGACCGUGAGACCACCGACAUUGGUGGACUGCGUCAUGCUAAUCUACAAGUUAAUGACCCGGAGGCGUACAAUUGGCUGCGCUUCGAGGCGGGCGUUCAUAGAGUGCAACGUGUGCCGGCUACUGAGAAAUCCGGACGUAUUCACACCAGUACUGCCUCUAUAACUGUAAUUCCAAGGCCUGCCGAUGUGCAGGUGCAAAUUGCAGAGCGGGAUUUGAAGAUUGAAACGAAACGUGCCAGCGGCGCCGGUGGCCAGCAUGUGAACACCACAGAUUCGGCUGUUCGUGUUGUACAUAUACCUUCGGGAUUGGCUGUUGAAUCGCAGUCGGAGCGUUCACAGCUUAAGAAUCGCGAACUAGCCAUUAAGCGACUGCAAGCGAAACUCAUACAACAGCAGCUAGAGAGUACCGAGGCGAGUAAAAAGGCCACCCGUAAGGCACAACAGGGUAAUCUAAAUCGAAACGAAAAGAUUCGCACGUAUAAUUUUGUUCAAGAUCGUGUGACGGAUCAUCGAGUACAGCAGGGUGGUACGCUUCACAAUUUAAGCGGAUUUCUAGAGGGCGGGCAGCAAUUGAGUGGAUUAAUUGAACGCCUGCAGUUGGAACACCGCAGACAGACACUUGUGGAUUUACUCCAAACGUGGAAGCCGCCGGCCCAGGAGGCGGCAGAUAAAAACUAAAUAUUUGUUAACUAAAUUAUAAGAGUUAAUAAAAA